Hippocampus comes (tiger tail seahorse) is the source of this 6147-nucleotide messenger RNA. Its product is annotated as deleted in malignant brain tumors 1 protein-like. Gene Ontology annotation, molecular function: calcium ion binding; serine-type endopeptidase activity. Gene Ontology annotation, biological process: zymogen activation. The record is from RefSeq and is a predicted model, not a curated record. Gene Ontology annotation, cellular component: plasma membrane. The transcript is spliced from 30 exons. Bases 111 to 6044 code for a protein of 1977 amino acids. Lineage: Eukaryota; Metazoa; Chordata; Actinopteri; Syngnathiformes; Syngnathidae.
CCAAAAGCUGGUCGACAGUAUAAAUUCUGUCACACUCUCAUCACCAGCAACAUCAUCAACAACUCAGAGGCUCUCUUCGUUUCGCAAGCAAGUUCUGUGUGUGGUCCAAUAUGAAGAUCUUUGGAGGGGUGUUAUUGCCCCUAAUCCUACUGCUCAACACCGGAGGGAUUUCAGGGACAGUUGUUUCCAGCUGUGGUUCCUGCCACGAAGAAGCAACGUGUGAAGAGUCAGACGAAAGAGGCGACUCCAUUACUGGCUUCUCCUGCGUGUGCAACGACGGCUUUGUCGGCGACGGUCUCACCUGUUACAAUACCUUAGCCUGUGCCGAUGGCUCUUGUUGUAACCAAGGUUACGAGUGGGCACCUGGCAGUGGCUGCGUGGACACAGACGAGUGUUCGCUCGCCGAAUCACCUUGCACGGCACCGCUGAUUUGCCAAAACACACCCGGCACUUAUGAAUGCCUCGAGCCUGACGCACACUCCAGAUUGGGCCCUUCCUUACAAUCAGUCCAGUUCCCUUGUGGAAACACAGUAUGUCGAAAUGGCAUGGACUGUAUUGGAAAUAGAUGUGCUGAUCCCUGUCAGGACUACACUGCCCUGAACGAUGAGUGGCGUUCGAUACAGUUUAGAUAUAAUAACUCCAACCUGGCAAAAUGUGACCGAAAUAUUGAGUGGCGAGGCUGGUAUCGCCUGUUUCUGGGGGGCAACAAUGCACGUAUUCCUGAGAGAUGUAUAGAUGAAAACAUGUGUGGAACCCAUGCACCGUUGUGGAUAAGAGGACCUCAUCCCACACAGUCUAAUAUGAUUGCAUCUCGUACUGUGUGUAAUGCAUGGUCGAGAGGAUGCUGCCAUUUUGCUUCACACAACAUCCAUGUCAAGCUUUGCUCUACAGCAGCGAGCAGCUACUACGUGUAUAAACUUGUGAAGCCAUCAACGUGCCAUCUUGCUUACUGUGCAGAGGUGAAUGGAAUAGAUUCUACACCAGGACCUGAAGUUAGUCCAACCACUUUACCAAAUGAUGAAACGACAGAAUUCCAUCCCCCACAAACAACACCAGCGGGACCAGUAGAUGAGGGGGACGUCCGUUUGGCGAAUGGUGGAAACAGCUCCUGCUCCGGCAGAGUGGAAAUCUUCCAACGCGGACAGUGGGGAACGGUGUGUGACGACAUCUGGGACCUGAAGCAUGCACAAGUGGUGUGCAGACAGUUGGGCUGUGGCAGGGCCCUGGCGGCCCUCCACAGGGCUCACUUUGGAGAGGGCAGAGGGCCCAUUUGGCUGGACAACGUCAGAUGCACCGGAAGUGAAGCAAAGCUGGGAGAGUGCAAUCACCUAGGGAUCGGGUCGCACAACUGUGGUCACCACGAGGAUGCUGGAGUGGUUUGUGAAGCUGCUUCACCCGUGAGGCUGGUCAACUCUGACAACCGUUGCUCUGGAAGAGUUGAGGUCUACCAUAAUGGACAGUGGGGGACUGUGUGUGACGACUUUUGGGACCUCACCGACGCCAACGUGGUGUGUAGACAGUUGGACUGCGGCAGGGCUCGUUCAGCACCGCCCAAUGCAGCUUUUGGACAGGGCCGUGGACCCAUCUGGUUGGAUGAUGUUCGUUGUUUUGGAAAUGAAACCUCAAUAACAAGCUGCCGACAUCUUGGAUUUGGGAGACACAACUGUGGUCACCAUGAGGAUGCUGGUGUUGUUUGUGAAGAUGACCAACCUUCACUCAGACCUUCACACCUUAUUUGUGGUCCUGACAAAAUCCAAGUGGGCCUGAAUUCGAUUAGCAUAACAAGCGCUGGUUACAACCCACUUUCUGGCAACCUGGCAGUCCACAACUGUUCCUGGGUCAGGGUGCAGAGUGGCAUCGUAUGGUACGAGGCCAACACUAAGGCAGAUGCCUGCGGAAACACGCUGAGGACCAACCGGACACAUGCCAUCUACUCCAACAAUUUAUUCAUCUACCCAUUGAACAACGCAUCCUUCUCUCUUCCUCUGAAACUUCCUUUCUCGUGUGCCUAUCCCCUGGACACAGACAGCAGGCUGAAUGUCGCCGUCAGGCCCUACCUGGAUCUGGAAGGUGCUAUUGUUGGCUUGGGUGACAAAGCCAGAGCCUCCAUGGUCCUGUUCCGCAACUCCAAUUACACACAGCCUUAUCCAGCGGGUGCAGUUUUCCUUCCAGUGGGCUCACCAUUGUAUGUGGGGGUCUCUGUGGACAAAAGAGAUCCCAGCUUGGCACUUGUUUUGGAGGAUUGCUUCGCUUCUCACUCCCCAAACCCUGCGACCCCUCAGCGAUACACUCUCAUCCAAAAUAAAUGUCCCGCUGACCGGCAACAAGUGUCGGUGGUCGAGAGUGGCUCAUCGCUUCGGGCUCGUUUUGCUGCCCUCUUCUUCCUGCUUCAGGGAGAAUACCGAGAUGUUUACCUCCACUGCAGCCUCAGCCUGUGUGACCGCAGGAGGCACUCUUGCAUUCCGCCUUGCGCAAGGAGAGCACACCGCUCAGUCUCAGACUCUGUCCCAACGAAGCCACUCACCAUUGGCCCGAUCACUUGUAAGCAUACUCAUUCGGCUAUCAGAUUCUCACUACUUAAACGAACACGUGGAGGAAGAAAAAGGCCACCUUCCUCCAACAGAACAAGUAUGGGGAUGCCAAGAGUAGUAUUACUGUUUCUGACUUGGCAGCUCAUUGCAAGAGGAUCAGCGGUGGAUGGAAGAAGUUAUUUUACCCCACCUGAACCUGAUGGUUUUGGAAUGGAGCCAACAACAAUCGCCUCUGAAACUACGACCCGUGUCAUGGGACAACCAAUCGAAGAGGGGGAGGUCCGUCUGGCGAAUGGUGCAAGCAGCUCCUGCUCCGGCAGAGUGGAAAUCUUCCAACGCGGACAGUGGGGAACGGUGUGUGACGACUUCUGGGACCUGAAGCAUGCACAAGUGGUGUGCAGACAGUUGGGCUGCAGCAGGGCUCUGGCGGCCCCCCUUCGUGCUCACUUUGGAGAGGGCAGAGGGCCCAUUUGGCUGGACGACGUCAGAUGCACCGGAAGUGAAGCAAAGCUGGGAGAGUGCAAUCACCUCGGCAUCGGGUCACACGACUGUGGUCACCACGAGGAUGCUGGAGUGGUUUGUGAAGUUAUUCAGUCUAACACAACUCUGUUGUUCUCAGCGGUGAAUGAAACAAGUUAUUUUGCGACACCUGAACCUGAUGUUUCUGGAAUGGAGCCAACCACAAUCGCCUCUGAGACAACGACCGGUGUCAUGGCACAAUCAAUCGAUGACGGGGAGGUCCGUCUGGCGAACGGUGCAAGCAGCUCCUGCUCCGGCAGAGUGGAAAUCUUCCAACGCGGACAGUGGGGAACGGUGUGUGACGACUUCUGGGACCUGAAGCAUGCACAAGUGGUGUGCAGACAGUUGGGCUGCAGCAGGGCUCUGGCGGCCCCCCUUCGUGCUCACUUUGGAGAGGGCAGAGGGCCCAUUUGGCUGGACAACGUCAGAUGCACCGGAAGUGAAGCAAAGCUGGGAGAGUGCAAUCACCUAGGGAUCGGCUCGCACGACUGUGGUCACCACGAGGAUGCUGGAGUGGUUUGCGAAGAUGACCAACCUUCACUCAGACCUUCACACCUUAUUUGUGGUCCUGACAAAAUCCAAGUGGGCCUGAAUUCGGUUAGCAUAACAAGCGCUGGUUACAACCCACUUUCUGGCAACCUGGCAGCCCACAACUGUUCCUGGGUCACGGUGCAGAGUGGCAUUGUGUGGUUCGAGGCCAACACUAAGGCAGAUGCCUGCGGAAACACGCUGACGACCAACCGGACACACGCCAUCUACUCCAACAGUCUAUUCAUCUACCCAUUGAACAACGCAUCCUUCUCUCUUCCUCUGAAACUUCCUUUCUCGUGUGCCUAUCCCCUGGACACAGACAGCAGGCUGAAUGUCGCCGUUAGGCCCUACCUGGAUCUGCAAGGUGCUCUUGUUGGCUCGGGUGACAAAGCCAGAGCCUCCAUGGUCUUGUUCCGCAACUCCAAUUACACAGAGCCUUAUGCAGCGGGUGCAGUUUUCCUUCCAGUGGGCUCACCAUUGUAUGUGGGGGUCUCUGUGGACAAAAGAGAUCCCAGCUUGGCACUUGUUUUGGAGGAUUGCUUCGCUUCUCACUCCCCAAACCCUGCAAACCCUGAGCGAUACUCUCUCAUCCACAACAAAUGUCCCGCUGAUCGCCAACAAGUGUCGGUGGUCGAGAGUGGCUCUUCGCUUCGGGCUCGUUUCGCUGCCCUCUUCUUCUUGCUUCAGGCAGAAUACCGAGAUGUUUACCUCCACUGUAGUCUCAGCCUGUGUGACUGCAGGAGGCACUCUUGCAUUCCGCCUUGUGCAAGGAGAGCACACCGCUCAGUCUCAGACUCUGCCCCAAUGAAGCCACUCACCAUUGGCCCAAUCACUUGGAAUAAAUCAUCUGAAACGACAGAGGGUCACAGUACCGGUAAUUCAACAAGAAGAACAACAACAAGAACAACGAGGACAACAUCUCCUUUCCCAACAACACCGGCGGGACCAGUCGAUGAUGGGGAGGUCCGUCUGGCGAAUGGUGGAAACAGCUCCUGCUCCGGCAGAGUGGAAAUCUUCCAACGCGGGCAGUGGGGAACAGUGUGUGACGACAUCUGGGACCUGAAGCAUGCACAAGUGGUGUGCAGACAGUUGGGCUGUGGCAGGGCCCUGGCGGCCCUCCACAGGGCUCACUUUGGAGAGGGCAGAGGGCCCAUUUGGCUGGACAACGUCAGAUGCACCGGAAGUGAAGCAAAACUGGGAGAGUGCAAUCACCUUGGGAUCGGGUCGCACAACUGUGGUCACCACGAGGAUGCUGGAGUGGUUUGUGAAGCUGCUUCACCCGUGAGGCUGGUCAACUCUGACAACCGUUGCUCUGGAAGAGUUGAGGUCUACCAUAAUGGACAGUGGGGGACUGUGUGUGACGACCUUUGGGACCUCACCGACGCCAACGUGGUGUGUAGACAGUUGGACUGCGGCAGGGCUCGUUCAGCACCGCCCAAUGCAGCUUUUGGACAGGGCCGUGGACCCAUCUGGUUGGAUGAUGUUCGUUGUUUUGGAAAUGAAACCUCAAUAACAAGCUGCCGACAUCUUGGAUUUGGGAGACACAACUGUGGUCACCAUGAGGAUGCUGGUGUUGUUUGUGAAGAUGACCAACCUUCACUCAGACCUUCACACCUUAUUUGUGGUCCUGACAAAAUCCAAGUGGGCCUGAAUUCGGUUAGCAUAACAAGCGCUGGUUACAACCCACUUUCUGGCAACCUGGCAGUCCACAACUGUUCCUGGGUCAGGGUGCAGAGUGGCAUCGUGUGGUACGAGGCCGACACCAAGGCACAUGCCUGCGGAAACACGCUGACGACCAACCGGACACACGCCAUCUACUCCAACAGUCUAUUCAUCUACCCAUUGAACAACGCAUCCUUCUCUCUUCCUCUGAAACUUCCUUUCUCGUGUGCCUAUCCCCUGGACACAGACAGCAGGCUGAGUGUCGCCGUCAGGCCCUACCUGGAUCUGCAAGGUGCUCUUGUUGGCUCGGGUGACAAAGCCAGAGCCUCCAUGGUCUUGUUCCGCAACUCCAAUUACACAGAGCCUUAUGCAGCGGGUGCAGUUUUCCUUCCAGUGGGCUCACCAUUGUAUGUGGGGGUCUCUGUGGACAAAAGAGAUCCCAGCUUGGCACUUGUUUUGGAGGAUUGCUUCGCUUCUCACUCCCCAAACCCUGCGACCCCUCAGCGAUACACUCUCAUCCAAAAUAAAUGUCCCGCUGACCGGCAACAAGUGUCGGUGGUCGAGAGUGGCUCAUCGCUUCGGGCUCGUUUUGCUGCCCUCUUCUUCCUGCUUCAGGGAGAAUACCGAGAUGUUUACCUCCACUGCAGCCUCAGCCUGUGUGACCGCAGGAGGCACUCUUGCAUUCCGCCUUGCACAAGGAGGGUACGACGUUCUGUCUCAGACUCUGCUCCUCUGAUGCCACUCACCAUUGGCCCAAUCACUUGGGAGAAAUCAUCCGAGCAACAUCCGGUCAAAGAAUAAAACUGUUUGACUGUUCAGUUAUUAUUCAGAAACCACGAUAGCAAAAAUGGUGAGAUCUAGUUCAUAUAAAUUACAAUACAUUGUAUCAUAUUGUCAAUUCAAA